Messenger RNA from Candoia aspera, 9068 nucleotides. It is a transcript of the gene ATP11B, whose product is annotated as ATPase phospholipid transporting 11B (putative). Bases 305 to 3751 code for a protein of 1148 amino acids. The transcript is spliced from 30 exons. Gene Ontology annotation, biological process: phospholipid translocation. Gene Ontology annotation, molecular function: magnesium ion binding; ATP binding; ATPase-coupled intramembrane lipid carrier activity. The record is from RefSeq and is a predicted model, not a curated record. Gene Ontology annotation, cellular component: endoplasmic reticulum; plasma membrane; recycling endosome. Lineage: Eukaryota; Metazoa; Chordata; Lepidosauria; Squamata; Candoiidae.
UGCGCGCGGGCUGCAUGAUGGCGGGCGGCUCGCAGCCGCGGCAGCUCCGAGCUUUCGUGUGGCGGCGGCGGCGGCCGCUGCAGGCGCCGGGACUUCCGCGUCGCCGCUAAGGGGAAGAAGCGCUCGGCCUCUGCGCGGAUGGGGAGCGGCGGUUGCGAAAGAGGGCGGCGGCCUCCUCCUCCGCAGCCGCCGCCGCGCCGGGGUUUCUGACGGGGCGCCUCUCUUCUCGGGUCGGGACGGAAAGGGAGCCUCGCCCGCCGCAGCAGGAGGCUGGGAGCCACCGACCCGCCCGCCGGACGAGGGGAUGUUGCGCUGGAUCCGGCAGCAGCUGGGUUUUGACCCACCACAUCAGAGUGAUAAUCGAACUAUUUAUAUUGCAAAUCGUUUUCCCCAGCAUGGCCAUUAUGUUCCCCAGAAGUUUGCAGAAAACAGAAUAAUCUCCUCUAAGUAUACUGUGUGGAAUUUUGUGCCCAAAAAUUUAUUUGAGCAGUUUAGAAGAGUGGCCAAUUUUUAUUUUCUUAUAAUAUUUUUGGUUCAGCUUAUGAUAGAUACUCCUACCAGUCCAGUUACAAGUGGAUUGCCAUUGUUUUUUGUUAUAACUGUGACAGCCAUAAAGCAGGGUUACGAAGAUUGGUUGCGGCACAAAGCAGACAAUGAAGUGAAUGGAGCUCCAGUGUAUGUUGUUCGCAGCGGUGGCCUUGUAAAAACAAGAUCAAAGAACAUUCGGGUAGGAGAUAUUGUGAGAGUAGCCAAAGAUGAAACUUUCCCUGCUGAUCUGGUACUUCUGUCCUCUGAUAGAGACCAUGGCUGCUGUUAUGUUACUACUGCAAGUUUGGAUGGAGAAACUAAUCUUAAGACACACAUUGCAGUCCCAGAAACUGCUGUGUUGCAGUCAGUUGCCAAUCUGGACAAACUUGUAGCUGUUAUUGAAUGCCAGCAACCAGAAGCAGAUCUUUACAGAUUUGUUGGGCGCAUAACCAUAAGUCAACAAAUUGAGGAAGUAGUGAGACCACUUGGACCCGAAAGUCUUCUACUUCGUGGAGCAAGGUUGAAAAACACUAAAGAAAUUUUUGGUGUUGCCGUGUAUACAGGAAUGGAGACAAAGAUGGCACUGAAUUAUAAGAGCAAAUCACAGAAACGAUCAGCAGUAGAGAAGUCUAUGAAUUCUUUUUUGAUUAUCUAUCUAAUAAUCCUCCUUUUUGAAGCUGUCAUAAGUACAAUAUUGAAAUAUGCCUGGCAGUCUGAAGAGAAGUGGAGUGAACCUUGGUAUAACCAUCAAACUGAUCAUGAAAGAAACAGCAGUAAGAUCUUGAGCUUCAUUUCAGAUUUUCUUGCCUUCCUGGUACUUUACAACUUUAUUAUACCCAUUUCACUUUAUGUGACUGUUGAGAUGCAGAAAUUUCUUGGGUCUUUUUUUAUUGGUUGGGACCUUGACCUCUAUCAUGAAGAAACAAAUGAAAAGGCCCAAGUAAAUACUUCAGACCUCAAUGAAGAACUGGGACAGGUGGAGUAUGUAUUUACAGAUAAAACUGGUACAUUAACAGAAAAUGUGAUGCAGUUUCGGGAAUGUUCCAUUAAUGGUCUCAAAUACCAAGAAAUCAAUGGCAAAUUAGUUCCUGAAGGACUGAUAGAAGACUUUCCAGAUGGAGUACAGCCCAGUUUUACACAUGAGGAAGAACUCUUCCUGAAAGCUCUUUGUCUCUGUCAUACAGUGCAGAUUAAUAAUGACCAAACUGAUGGCAUUUGUGACAGCCCGUGGCGUAGCAAUGGUCUACCAUCGCAGCUGGAGUACUAUGCUUCCUCCCCAGAUGAAAAAGCUUUAGUUGAAGCUGCUUGCAGGGUUGGUGUUGUGUUUACUGGGGCAAGUGCAGAAAGCAUGGAGCUUAAAAGCUGUGGAAAGCCAGAAAGGUAUAAAUUAUUACAUGUGCUGGACUUUGAUGCCAAUCGUAGGAGAAUGAGUGUGAUUGUAGAAAGUCCAUCAGGUGAAAAACUCUUAUUUACCAAAGGAGCAGAAUCUGUUAUUCUUCCUUGCAGUAAAAGUGGUGAGGUAGAAAAAACAAGAAUUCAUGUGGAUGAAUUUGCAUUGAAAGGAUUAAGAACUCUUUGCGUAGCUUACAGAAAAUUCACAGAGGAGGAAUAUAAAGAAGUGGAGAAACGUCUUUUUGAAGCAAAAACUGCCCUACAGCAACGAGAAGAGCGGUUGGCAGAUGCAUAUAACUUUAUUGAAAAAGACUUGGAAUUACUUGGAGCGACAGGAGUAGAAGACAAGCUGCAAGAUAAAGUCCAAGAAACAAUAGAAGCUCUCCGACUGGCAGGUAUUAAAGUGUGGGUGCUCACUGGAGAUAAGCACGAAACAGCAGUAAGCGUUAGCUUAUCGUGCGGACACUUCCACAGAACCAUGAAUAUCCUGGAAUUAGUGCAGCACAAAUCAGACAGCACAUGUGUGGAGCAAUUGAGACAACUAGCCAAGAGAAUAAAGGAUGACCACGUAAUCCAGCACGGGCUGGUAGUGGAUGGGACCAGUCUCUCCCUUGCCCUCAGGCAACACGAGAAACUCUUCAUGGAGGUCUGCAGAAAUUGCUCUGCUGUGCUGUGCUGUCGCAUGGCACCUCUGCAGAAAGCAAAGGUUGUACGGCUGCUGAAAACAUCUCCAGAGAAGCCUAUCACAUUAGCUAUCGGUGAUGGAGCUAAUGAUGUGAGCAUGAUACAAGAAGCUCAUGUUGGCAUAGGAAUCAUGGGCAAAGAAGGCAGACAAGCUGUAAGAAACAGUGACUAUGCAAUAGCAAGAUUUAAAUUCCUCUCCAAGUUACUUUUUGUCCAUGGCCACCUUUACUAUAUUAGGAUAGCAACCCUUGUACAGUACUUUUUUUACAAGAAUGUGUGUUUUAUUACACCACAGUUUUUAUAUCAGUUCUUCUGUUUGUUUUCACAACAAACUCUGUAUGACAGCGUGUACCUAACUUUGUACAACAUUUGUUUCACUUCCCUGCCAAUCCUUAUGUAUAGUCUUUUUGAACAGCACGUGCAUCCUCACGUAUUACACAGCAAGCCAGCACUCUACCGAGACAUCAGUAAAAAUGCCCACUUGGGCUUUAAGCCUUUCCUCUACUGGACCUUCUUGGGAUUUUUUCAUGCAUUUGUUUUCUUCUUUGGCUCCUACCUUCUGAUGGGAAAAGACACUUCAUUGCUAGGAAAUGGCCAGAUGUUUGGAAAUUGGACCUUUGGUACUCUGGUCUUCACAGUUAUGGUUAUAACAGUUACAAUGAAGAUGGCAAUAGAGACUCAUUUUUGGACUUGGAUAAAUCAUUUUGUUACUUGGGGGUCCAUUGUGUUUUACUUCAUCUUUUCCUUAUUCUAUGGUGGAAUAAUAUGGCCAUUUUUGCAUACCCAAGACAUGUACUUUGUAUUUGUUCAAUUGCUGUCCAGCGGCUCUGCUUGGUUUGCCAUAAUCAUCAUAGUUGUCACUUGUUUAUUUCUUGAUGUUGUGAAAAAAGUGUUGUACAGACACCUGCAGCCCACAAGUACAGAAAAAGCCCAGCUUACUGAGACAGGUCCAGGUAUCAACUGCUUGGAGUCCAUGUGUUGCCUCUCAGACGGGGAACCAGCCUGCACAUCUCUUAGAAGAAUGUUGGAACGAAUAAUGGGACGAUGCAGCCCAACCCGAGUCAACAGAUCAUGGAGCUCUACGGAACCUUUCUGUACCAGCGACCGAAGCUUCUUGACGUUAUCCACAAUGGACUCAGUUACUUGAGACUUUUCUCAGUGCCUUGUGGAAAUCCAUGACAUCUUUGUUGUAGCAAAUCUACCAGCCCCUUUACAGCAUCUUCUUUAAAUAUCAUGGCCAGGUUCAUACACUGGGGAAAGAAAGAAUUAAGCUUAGUAUUUGCGACAAAUUCUGUUGAAAAACUGUUCACUGGAGUUGAAACAUUAGCACUGUUUAGAUGGAUCCUCUUAAUUUUCCGUGGUCAUGUUAAUCAAUAAUAAUAAUAAUAAUAAUAAUAAUAAUAAUAAUAUGCUAGAAUCCCUUCAGAAAAGGGAUGGCUUUGUUUCCCAGAUAUCCACAACUAAUUAUCAAGAUAUGAGUGGCAUUGCUAAAUUGGGAAACCUUAACUUUCUUCUCUACAAGCUGAAGAGAUCCUCCUUCAUAAAUUGUCUUAGCUAAUCCUGAAAGAUUUUCAACAUGGGGGAAAAAAAUCUUAAGGAAGCUGUUAAAUAAAUUGGCUUUAUUUCUGGACAUUCAUGAUUCAAAUUUGGGGGAAGGGAUGCUUUUGGGGUAUUACUUUUCUUCUCCCCCCUCCCAACUAUUUAUUUAGUCAUAUUAUACUCUUGUUGAGAGCACUUAAGAAUUCUCCCUGAUUUUGCAGGGGUGGCAAAAAUACACAGCAGCACUUGUACAUAGUUUAUAUCAAAUGAACUGCAUACUCUUUAGGACAAUAAAUGAGAUUAUGGCUUCAGCAUAAAGAAGUUGCAUCCAUGAAUUCUUGAUAUAAAUCAAACUGUGCUUGUGGGCCAAAAUGCCGCAAAAGGAGCACUGAAAGCAGUAACCCCCAUCUCUCCUUCCCACAUUUUUCCAAUAAUGCACUGGGGGGAGACGAAAAACAUCGCAUUUGCUUUUGACACUCCAGUCUCACAUCUCUGGCUGCAGAGAACACAGAGCAUCUUUUUUUUUCUUUUUUCUUUUUCCUUUUUUGCCAGCAAUGGUUUUCACGAUGUGAGAUUGCUUCUCUGGGUACCUGCAGAUCAGUUACAAGGUCAUCUUUCCCUUGCCCAAGAUGUGGGCUGCAGCUGCCCCAUCCGUAUGGGUGCUGCUUCCAGAAAUUAACCAUUUUUCGGAAACUCCACUGUGUAACUCUGAUCUGGCUAUAUACUUGCAUGACUUUUAGGAAUGUCGACUAUUUUAUUUUUUAUGUUGAUUUUUCUCCCCCAUUAUGAGCAGGAAGGAUGAUUCAGUGUGACAGUGUUUUUCAAACUUGGGAACUUUAAGAUGGGUGGACUUACAACUCCCAGGAUUCCCCAACCAGUGCAGUAUGGCAUCCUGGCAAAGUGCCAUUCAUUUCAAGGGCAUGGACAAAGAAGACCUUUUCAGGGAAAUGCCCCUUGUGACCAGCGACUUGCCCUUGCAUCAACGUAUUUGGCGUUUUUCCCUUAUGCCAAAGAUUAUUUACCUGUUUUAUUUCUAUCCUGCCUUUCUACCCUGAGUUCCUAUUUAAAGGAGCGCCAUUUCAUCGAUCACCCAUAUCCAUCUAUCCAUUGUUUCCAUUCUGGUGUGUCUUUUUUUUUUCAUUUCCCCAAAAGGAAUUGUUAAGGAAUCCAGGUUGAGAAAUUAUCAAACUCCAAGCAUUUAUUAAAAUCCAUGUCAUACGAUUAAUAUUUCCAGGUUUUGUACGACAUUAGAGCUUAACUCUUUCUGUCCACAGAUGUGCAAUUCUUACUUGAAGAUGAACUGACUUCCUUUUUUUCCCCAAACUUCCCAUUUCUUUCUCCUCCCUCCUCAGUGUGUGUAAGGGUGCAGAAGAAGCAUGCAUUUAAACAAAUUCAGGAAGAGUUUAAGAAUCCGUCUGUCCAAGCCGGGUAUCAUUUUCUAUCUAAGGGGCAAAAGUAACAACAAAAUGAAGACACGUUUCCUUCUCCUGUUUGUUGUUCUAUGACCAGCAAAUGACCAGUCAAACGGAAGGAAAGCAAAUGUGUUUUACAUCGGAUCAUAAUAACUUUCAUCAUUUCUUUCUAUGAAUGUUUGUGUAUUUUAGUAACUGGUUAUGUUUAUUUCUAGGUUGAGUAUCAAGUCAAAACACAUUGCAGAGCAAAGAAAAGCAAAUGUAGGAGCUUGUGUGAAAUUAAUGAGUUCCAACAGAUAUUUUAACAAUUGAGAUAAGCCGAGGAAGGAAGCAGGCUCAUUUUCCUUCAUUAAGUUUUGGGGGGGUAGAUGGGGCAAGUUCUGUAGGUCUUUCCAGGGCCUGGAGAACACACACAGAAAAGAAGGUGACUUUUUCCCCCAAGUCCAGUAACUUCAUGGAUGUGGACAUGUAAUUUUCUUGGCAGCGAUACAGCAGUGGAUUGCCACUGACGUUUCCUGGAAUAGUUUUUCAACUUCCCAGUCCAGGCUACCACUCUGGUAACAUCAUGCCCGCUUAGUGUUUUGCUCCAGUGUUCAUAGAAGAGUCUUGCUCCUGGUGAACACAGGGCAGCAUCUUACGCAUAGUGCGUGGUGGUGUAGAGGAUUCAGGGCAGGAGGAGCUGAAAAGACAGCCCUUGACAAUGAUGUCAGUUGAGAACUCUGGAAGUGCAUCAGUUCUGGGUUGCUCAGGAAUUUCUGCAUCAGUUGCCGGGGUGGGGGUGUUAAGUGGUUCAGAAAGCCAUCUUCUCCGUGCUCACUGAAAACGAAGCAAGUCCCAGUUUUCUUUCUGCCACAGAGUGGCCCAGUAUAGACUGUCUCUAGGUGAGAUCUUCAUGACUCAAGUACGGGAAAAGUCUCCUGAUUUCAACCCCAAUUUGUACAGAGGGUGUGAGAAUCACAUUUCUAUUAGGUAGUUUUUCAGUGGGUGCCUUUAGGUUCUGGAGUAUGUUCUGUGCCACUCAUUUUGGGGAAGAAGAAGUGGGAAGUUAGGAAAAAUGUUUGUCUAAUGGUUGGUAACUAAAAUCUGGUACUUUGACCAUCAUACCCAUUUCAUCUCAGCUGCUGUCAGUAUGGCACUCAGAUUGAAUUGCUGUAUGCCUCAGUAUAGUUUAAGUAGAAGGAAUGGAAAGGAGAUGUCCUCCUUUCAUGAUAACCUGUAAUAAUCAGGCCACGUUGCUUUUGUAGAAUGUAGAAGGUACAGUCCCUGCCAUUCCUGAAGACUCAUAGAGAUUGACCAGAUUUAAGACCCCCGUUUCCAGCGAGGCAUGGCAUCAUUUCAUAGGCACAAAAGGGUUGGCAGUGGAUGGGGACUGACCAUCCUCCAGAAUGUAGUUUAGAAGAAAUAAAUUAGGGUUGACGUCUGUCCCCAGAUUCAGCCACAAAACUCCCAUUAUAAAUCACUCGGUUAAAGUAAUCUCUUCUUAUCUGCCCCUUGAUGAUCCUAUAGAGACCGAUGCCUCCUAAAAUUCAGUCCACUGUCUUUGCAACUAAAAAGAUACUACUUCCCACCUGCAAAAUGGAUGCCAGGUUAAAUUUGUUCCACAUAAAUUUAAACUACAGGUGCUAAAUAUUUGGAGGAAUUUCCUGAUGGUAAGAACUGCCAAUCAAGAAAUAGGUUGCCCUAUGAAGACCUUUCACUGGAGGCCUUCAAAUGGGCUGGACAGUCAUCUGUCCACAAGGCUUUAGCAGUUCCUGUACCAAGUAAGGGGAUGAAUUAAAUGACUUUAGAGAUCCCUUCCAAAUUUGUAACUCUUUAUUUAUUCCAGUAUGUUGUAUUAAGAAAGGGUGUGCUGUUAGAAAUUUUGAAUAGUUUGAGUCAUGUGUGGAAGUGCAGUCCUCACUUAACAACCACAAUUGGGAUUGGCAACUCUGUUGCUAAGUGAUGCGGUCGCUAAGUGUAUCAGACUUACGAUGUCAGUUUAGCUGCAGUCGUGAAGUGAACCACCUGUGGUCAUUAAGUGAGACAUCACGUGACUGAUUUGCGAUUUCACUGCCUGCUUCUGCAUUAACUUUGCUCGUCGUAAGCUGGCUGUGAAGGUCGCAAUUGGCAAUUGUGACUGCGGGACGCUGUGACUGUCGUAAAUGAGCACUGGUUGUGAAGUAACCAAAUGGCAAUUGGAUGACCACAGGGACACUGCAACACCCAUAAGUUUGAGGACCAGCCAUAAAGUCACUUUUUCAGCAGUGUCAUAACUUUGGUUGCUAAACAGGGCAGUCAUUAACCAAGGACUACCUGUAUAUGGACAAACGGUUUGAUGUAUUAUAGGUCAGGGUUUUCUUUUUAAUAUGUAUUGUCAUUGUAGUAACUGUACUAAUGAAACUGUCACUGUUGCAAUAUAGAGAUUGCAGCUUCUUGGACAUACUAAGCAUUUGCUAAAGGUCACCAACCCUCCUAGGAUAGAUCCACUAGAGCAGCUGAACUAGAAGGCAUAAUUGUAAAGCUACUUUUAAUUCUUAGUGGUGGGUGGAAUUAAAGGUAGAUCCUAGCUCUAGAAAAUCUAAAGGCCAAGCUGGUGCUAUCACCAUGAAAAAAAAGUGCUAGCAGUAAUGUAGAGAUUGCAGCUGCUUUGAACAUUUGGUCCUUUUUCUUGUUCUGUUUUAGAGAUGCUUGAGAUGGAUGCUGAGGCCCUGGGAAGUGGGCUUAAACAAAUGUUUUAAAGCUUCAUCCUGGGCCUCAUCUGUAGACAGUAACACACUUAACUCUGUGGUCCUAUGUGUAUUUAAUCUGGGAGUAGCUUCCAUUGAACAUAGUAAUACUUAAUUUGGGGGGAAACAUGCAGGAUUAUGCUUUAAUUAACAAACUGAUUUCAGCAAGACAUAACUCACUGUCCCCAGAUUAGAGCCAAAUGUCUGGUUUUAAGGAAACCCAACAUAAUCAACAGUACUAAUUUUUGUACUUUUAAAAUGAAUGGCCAUUGUUUUGAGAGAUGUGUCUUAUUUUAUUUUAGUAGUAGAUUGAGAGAUGUACUCUCUCCUUUGCUUGGAAAAUCCUUUAUUUUUAAAUUUUAGAUUGCAGAUGAGAUGUUACUCCCGCUAUGCCAAAGAUGGCUUCCUAAAAUGUGCUUGAUUGAUUCUGUCCUUAUGCUCAUGGAGAAUGAACCAUAGUGAUUGUCUGUUUUAAACAAGCAUGAUUGGGUUCACUGAUCUUAAAUUUUGGAAGGACCCCUGAAUAUUCCAGUUGGGAGGACCCAAAGUGCACUCCCUCAUCUUCUGAAUUGCUUCAGCUCAAGUCGCGUGUGUGGAGGGAGCAGAAUUUGACUAGAAGCCAGAGCAAUACCUGGUCCCAAGGACGCUUGACCGCAGACCCUGUGGCCACCCCACCCCCCCAACCACCAUCAUUUGAGAUGCUUUGUGGCAACAGAGUCGAACACAGCUUCCUGUACUGCUAUGUCAAUAAGUUGUUAUACAAAAUGUUAUGGAAAUUAUAUUUAUUGAAUAAAACCUUUGACUUUUA